GACAUUGACAAAUGACAAAUAAAUGCGAAGCGAAUGACAAAUAAAAACAUAUGCAAAAUAUGUUUGCGGUGUUGUGAAAUAUUAUCCCAGAGUACGUUAUAUUAUAGUGACAAGAAUUUUAAUAUAUAUCAAGAAGUAAAUUAUUCAGAUAAAUUUUAGUUUUUAGUGUAAAGCAUGGUUAAAAUAAUAUUUUUACAUCCUGAUCUUGGCAUAGGGGGAGCAGAGCGCCUUGUGUUGGAUGCAGCUUUAGCUUUCAAGAGCAAAGGCCACGAAGUCUCUUUUUAUACGAACCAUCAUGAUCCAUCUCAUUGCUUUGCCGAAACAAAAAAUGGCACAUUUCCAGUAACAGUAGUCGGAGAUUGGAUUCCACGUUCAAUACUAGGAAGGUUUAAAGCGGCUUGCGCAUAUGUACGUAUGGUGUAUGCGGCAGUUUACUUGGCUUGGUAUGUUAUACCCGUACAGGAACCUACGCUUAUAUUCUGCGAUCUCAUUUCCUUAUGUAUUCCGUUUUUGAAAUUUGCAAGAGGACCAUUCAGAGUUGUAUUUUAUUGUCAUCAUCCUGAUAAGCUCUUAUCGUCUGAAGGUGGAUUCUUUAAGAAGUUAUACAGAGCUCCAUUAAAUUGGUUAGAAGAACUGACAACAGCUCAAGCUGAUAAAGUUCUUGUAAAUAGCAAAUAUACAGCUAGAGUAUACAAAGAUGCAUUCCAAAAUAUCAAGGAUGUACCAGAUAUUUGCUAUCCUUCAAUAAAUACAGAAUUCUUUAUAAAUACCAUACCAAAAAACCUAAAAGAAGUUGUGCCUGUUGGUACUGAUAAAUUCAUAUUUCUCUCUAUAAAUAGGUAUGAAAGAAAAAAGAACUUGCAACUCGCUUUAAGAGCACUAGAGCAUUUACGGCAUAUGUUAAGUGAAGAUGAUUGGUAUAGAGUUCAUUUGAUAAUGGCUGGUGGUUUUGAUCCUAUAAACUUGGAGAAUAUGGAGCAUUAUAUAGAGCUGACUGAUUUAGCUGCAGAGUUAGAUAUAGAAGAUAAAGUGACAUUCAUGAAAUCUCCCAAAGAUAUUGAAAAAGUGUCACUGUUGUAUCACUGCAAUGCAUUGGUUUAUACUCCGUCAAAUGAGCAUUUCGGUAUAGUUCCUUUGGAAGCUAUGUAUUACAGUAAGCCAGUGAUUGCAGUUAACAGUGGAGGGCCUACAGAAACUGUUGUGAAUGAUGUCACAGGCUUCCUAUGUCCUCCUACAAGCAAGGCAUUUGCUAGUGCUAUGAACAAAUUGAUUCUCAACCCACAAUUAGGUGUAAAAUUAGGUGAAUCUGGGCGAAAGAGGUUUGAAACAAAAUUCUCAUUUGAUGCAUUUACUGAGCAAUUAGAUGGAAUUCUAUCCCGAGAGAGGCAACUUAUCUCCGAAGCAAGAGCAAUUGAAUAUGACCAGAGGAAACGUAAAUAGCAUAAAGAUGACACUCCAACAAUAUUUGAUAUUGUUUGAGUGUUUAUUGUUUCAAGUAAAUACUUAUGUAUACUUUCGAAAAGGCAUCGUUGAAAUAUUCAUAAUAAUUUUUUCAUAUAUUUAAACUCUUGUUCUUGUAGUUAUUUACUCUUUAACUGUAAAUUACUGCUUCACUUUAAUCUCAACUAAGCACAGUCCAUAUAUUUGACCUCUUGGAUGAUUAUAAAGUUGUCCUACUAUUUUGUGAUAUUUGUAAAUUGAAAUAGAUGCUUCAAUAAUAUAUGGCUUCAUUACCUUGAAUCAGAUUAUUUUGUUAUAUGACAGAUGAAUAUGGUUAAUUAUAAUAUAUGAGUGUUGUUAUUGGCUAUUAAUGUAGGUCUAGCCAAUUAUUUCUACUAUGCUUCUGUUGAUCUAAAUAAACAAAAUAGAGAUGGUUA
Zerene cesonia (dogface butterfly) is the source of this 1877-nucleotide messenger RNA. It is a transcript of the gene Alg2, whose product is annotated as alpha-1,3/1,6-mannosyltransferase ALG2. Gene Ontology annotation, molecular function: GDP-Man:Man(1)GlcNAc(2)-PP-Dol alpha-1,3-mannosyltransferase activity; alpha-1,3-mannosyltransferase activity. NCBI's taxonomy places the organism in Eukaryota, Metazoa, Arthropoda, Insecta, Lepidoptera, Pieridae. The record is from RefSeq and is a predicted model, not a curated record. Bases 175 to 1440 code for a protein of 421 amino acids. The transcript has a single exon.